AUGUGGCGCGGUUUUUCUUUGCAAGAGGCGUUAGAUAUGGCCUACUCGGAAGAUAUUGACGCUAUUUACGUAGAACCACCCGAUGCCAAUGUUCUAACGGAUGAAGACUCCGCAGAUGAGGAUUCUGGAGAGCCUGAAGAACCAGAUCCUACCCCGAAUAGUACUGCAGAGCCCAAACAGCUGGAUAUUCCUAGUACCAGUGCUUCAGCUUCGGUUCCAUUGUACACUCCAAGGUCUAAAAGAAACUUCAGCUGGAUUAGGGGUGAUCUUCAAGCGCAGACAAGAGAUUUUCCAGAACCUAAUUAUAAACAAUAUAUGGAUCUUUCACCUGUUCAACUUUUUGAGCUAUUUUUGGACGACGAAAUAAUUACUUUUCUAAUCGAGGAGACAUCUCGCUAUGCUCUGUUUAAAAACUCACCCGAUCCUAAGGUUUCCAAAAAUGAAAUGAAAUGUUUUUUAGCAAUACUAAUUGUAAGUGGCUAUGUAGUAUUGCCAGGGAAAAAAUCAUAUUGGGAGUCACAAGGUGAUGUGAACAAUGCGAUGGUGAGUGGUGCCAUGAGACGGGACCGUUUUGUUCAAAUCAUGCGUUUUCUUCAUUGCGCCGAUAACUCCAAACCAAAUUUGGACGACAAAGCGUGGAAACUUAGACCCUUUAUAGAGAAACUGAAAGCUAAAUAUUUGCAACAUUAUCAGCCAGAAAAGCAUAUGAGUUAUGAUGAAAGUAUGAUAAAGUACUAUGGUAGACAUCCUUGUAAGCAGUUCAUUCGUGGUAAACCCAUCAGAUUUGGGUACAAAAUGUGGGCACUGAAUACAACAUCGGGAUAUUUAGUAAACUGCGAAUUGUAUCAGGGAAAAAAUAGUUUACGACAUGAAGUAUACGAAAAGGAUUUUGGAAAAGCUGCUGCACCAUUUGUGUCAAUGUUGGACAAGUUAAAAGGGGAAAAAGAGAGACCAUAUGAACUGUACUUUGAUAACCUCUUUACUGGUUUAAAUCUUUUAGAACACCUCAAAGAAAGGGGCUAUCAGGGUACCGGUACCGUUCGAGAAAACCGCAUACCCAAAAAUUGUCCGAUGUCAGACAAAAAAUCUCUCGCAAAAAAAGAAAGAGGGACAUACGAGGGGACUAUUGAAAAAGAAUCAGGUAUUAUGGUAGUUCGUUGGGUUGACAACAACGUUGUUAGUGUCGCUUCAACCUGUCACGGUAUUUUACCUGUAUCAUAA
This is a messenger RNA of Sitophilus oryzae (rice weevil), 1221 nucleotides long. Its product is annotated as piggyBac transposable element-derived protein 3-like. The record is from RefSeq and is a predicted model, not a curated record. Gene Ontology annotation, molecular function: sequence-specific DNA binding. The coding region runs from base 1 to 1221 and encodes 406 amino acids. Lineage: Eukaryota; Metazoa; Arthropoda; Insecta; Coleoptera; Curculionidae. The transcript is spliced from 3 exons.